Letharia columbiana is the source of this 966-nucleotide messenger RNA. RefSeq lists its product as uncharacterized. The record is from RefSeq and is a predicted model, not a curated record. NCBI's taxonomy places the organism in Eukaryota, Fungi, Ascomycota, Lecanoromycetes, Lecanorales, Parmeliaceae. The transcript is spliced from 4 exons. Bases 1 to 966 code for a protein of 321 amino acids. Gene Ontology annotation, molecular function: oxidoreductase activity.
AUGGCAACCUCAAACCACAUAAUGAAGGUUGCCAUUGUUGGCGCUGGUGGCAACAGCGGCAGCUUCAUGACUGAAGCUCUGCUCAAGACUGGCAAGCACACCAUUACGGCAAUUACACGGGUCGAUAGCCAGAACAAGUUGCCAGAAGGCGUGAUUCCUAAGAAGGUCGAUUACAAUAAGCCGGAGACACUCGUUGAGGCACUCAGAGGCCAAGAUGCGCUGGUCAUCACACUGAGUAAUUCCGUUCCAAAAGAGACCGAGAUGCAGCUUAUCAACGCCGCCGGUGAGGCUGGCGUGGCCUGGAUUCUGCCGAAUGAAUGGUCCCCAGACACCGCGAACGAGGCGAUGGUCAAAGACGUGUUUCUUCUCCAGCCGAAGGUGGACACUCGCAAGGCCAUCGCAGAUCUUGGCAAGAGUUCUUACAUCGCUGUAUCUACCGGCUUCUGGUAUGAGUGGGGUCUGGCUAUUCCUGCGGGCUUUGGUAUCGACUUUGCCAACCGCAUCGUCACUCUCUUCGACGAGGGUGAGACCAAGAUCUCUACCUCAACGCGGCCACAGGUUGGUCGUGCUGUCGGCGCUCUUCUCAGUCUGCCCAUUAAGCCCGAAGGCUCGAACAAAGAAGCCUGCCUUGAGAAUUUCAAGAACAAGGUAGUCUAUGUCAAGUCCUUCACCGUCAGCCAGAAAGAUAUGUUGGAGUCCGCUCUUCGCGUGACUGGUACCAAGGAAAACGACUGGACCAUCACAAAAGAGCCAGCUCAGGAGCGGUACUCCAGCGGUAUCAAGGAGAUGCAGGAAGGCAAGCGCAUUGGUUUUGCCAAGAUGAUGAUUACCCGAGUCUUCUUUCCCGACGGUUGCGGUGACUUCGAGCACAACAAGGGCACGCUUAAUAGUUUGCUCGACUUGCCUAAGGAGGACAUUGAUGAAGCGACCAAGGCUGCGAUCGAGCGCUCGAAGACUUCCAACUAG